CUCAUCCACAUUGACUCACGAUUGUGUUGUUAUUGUUUUCUCUCGCUUUCGUUGUAUGAGCACUCACACAUUGUUGUUCCUCAGUCUCGUUGCUGGCCGUACGGCCACCCAUUGCCCAGCAUGUCGUGGAAGAAGUCUACUCAGUUGAUGGAGACCAUCAAACAUUACUCCAACUUCCCGGCGACUGGCGUGAGUCUACGGCAGAUGGUACAAUUUGGAAGCAAUCCCUCCACUGGUACCCUGUUCCGAGCCUCCCAAUUUCUGUCAGAAGAGCUGCCAAUCCGCCUGGCGCAUCGAGUACAAGAGCUGAGCGAUCUUCCCGAUGGACUGAAUGAGAUGGAAAGUAUAAAGCGAGUACAGGAUUGGUACGCACAGUCAUUUGAGGAAAUCACCACGCUCUCGAAGCCGAACCUCAGCACAGAGAUCAAGGAACGACUCUCGAGACCAGCAAAGAGCAACGGUAAAUCACGCAUACUCAGCGAGACUACCGCCAAUCCGAGUAUCAAGCCUGGGCAGUACAAAUCAGACAUCAAGAGCUUCAGGAACGGUGGGAACGGCGAGAACGGCGCUGCGAACGGAGCUGCAGCGAAAACACGAGCAGCCGCCACGCGGCGCUACUUUACCGCGGCAGAUGACGGCGACUGGCCUCCGGAACUGAACGACUACAACACUCGCUUCUCACAAACUCUGGACAAGAUCAAGAGACGGCACGACAGUGUUGUGACGACCAUUGCACAAGGAAUCUUGGAGUACAAGAGGAAACGACAACGGAUGCAGAUUGAUAACAACAUUCAGGCCUUCUUGGAUCGAUUCUACAUGUCGAGAAUAGGAAUUCGCAUGUUGAUUGGACAACACAUAGCUCUGACGGAUCAACGCUCACAAAAUGACCCGAAUUAUGUUGGAAUCAUUUGCACGAAGACCAACGUGAAGGAGCUGGCACAAGAAGCGAUUGAGAACGCACGAUUCGUGUGCGAGGAUCACUACGGUCUUUUCGAUGCGCCAAAGGUCAGGCUAGUAUGCCCGAACGAUCUGAACUUCAUGUAUGUCCCUGGUCACUUGUCACAUAUGCUCUUCGAGACGCUCAAGAACAGCUUGAGAGCCGUCGUGGAAAGGCACGGUCAAGAGAAGGAAGAAUUUCCGGUGACUGAUGUGAUCAUCUCGGAAGGACGGGAAGACAUCACUAUCAAGAUCAGCGACGAGGGCGGUGGUAUUCCACGAAGCAGCAUCCCCUUGGUGUGGACCUACAUGUACACAACCGUGGAUCAAACGCCCAACCUCGACCCGGACUUCAACAAAUCCGACUUCAAAGCACCCAUGGCCGGUUUCGGCUACGGUCUGCCUAUAUCUCGGCUUUACGCUCGCUACUUUGGAGGCGAUCUUAAACUCAUCUCCAUGGAAGGGUACGGCACAGAUGUAUAUCUCCACUUGAACCGUCUAAGCUCCAGCUCGGAACCGCUGCAGUGACAACGACCAGUCAUGAGGGACGAAUGGAAAUCGCCGAUCGAUCACGGUGAGGCCUCGAUACCUUCGCUCCAGGGAUUGGCGCGCGUCGGAAGACAAAUCGAGAAAGGAGGGAAUGCUGCAGCAGUUGGAGGCGAGCACGAUCGCAUUGCGGGCUUGACAAUGGCUUCGCGGGCGAUGAAGUUGAAGGCUGGUUCGAAGAAGGGGUCGACAAUGAAUUUGGGAUACCGCGAGAUUAGCGCGAGGAGACAGGUU
Messenger RNA from Zymoseptoria tritici IPO323, 1716 nucleotides. RefSeq lists its product as uncharacterized. Gene Ontology annotation, biological process: protein phosphorylation; regulation of glucose metabolic process. The transcript has 4 exons. Gene Ontology annotation, molecular function: pyruvate dehydrogenase (acetyl-transferring) kinase activity. NCBI's taxonomy places the organism in Eukaryota, Fungi, Ascomycota, Dothideomycetes, Mycosphaerellales, Mycosphaerellaceae. The record is from RefSeq and is a predicted model, not a curated record. Bases 121 to 1464 code for a protein of 447 amino acids. Gene Ontology annotation, cellular component: mitochondrion.